Molecule: messenger RNA, 624 nt
Organism: Paramuricea clavata
Lineage: Eukaryota; Metazoa; Cnidaria; Anthozoa; Malacalcyonacea; Plexauridae
Source: the annotation of a GenBank genome assembly
AUGGAAGAUAAACCUGAGCAAACUCAAGUACCAGUAACAAGUGAAAAGAAGAAGGACCCAAAAAGAGUAGCUGCAGGGAAACGAUUAGCGGCAAUCAGUAAAAUAGCAAAGGAGAGAAAAAGAAAACAGGCUGAACCUAAUGAGUCAUCCAGUAAUGAUAGUAUGAUUACCUACAUAGGGGUGGUCGUUGCACUGGUAUCUCUUGUGCUAGCGUAUAAGUCGCAUCAGAGGGAAACAAAGGAACUAGAACCUAAGUACAUCCCUAAAACUGUAGAAGUAACUAAAAGAGCUGACAAGUCCAAGUUAGAUCCACUCGAAUGAUACAUUAAACAUACCAUAUAUUAUAGCAAAAUGAGUAAGGUAAACGCUGACGAUGUUACCGAUGAUAGAUCAGAUAUGGGAGGUGAAGUGUACGAUGCACUGUUACUUACAGCUGGAGCAAUAGGAGUUUCAAUGGCUUCUAAGAAACUACUGAAGGAACCACUAGGUACACCAGAGAACACAAAGGGAAUGUUAAAGUUAGCUGUCUCUGUUAGUCUUUCAUCCCUACUGGUGGCGUACCUGAAGAAACAUAAGUUUAUCCCCGAUAACCCAACUAGACCAGUAGUAAAGAAGAAGGCAUAA